AUGGUGACCACUAUGGACGAGACGGUCUCUACAGCACCGACACCCGAUGAAUCCGCUACACGAGAAGAUCGAAUACAGAAAUUGAAAGCUGAGAAUCGUUUGGUCGUUGAUGAUGUUGAGAAGACAGAAAUCGAAGCUGAUGACAAGGAAAAUGGCGAUAUGGUUCCAUCUCCGACAAAUGCGCUUACGACUUCUGAUGACACAAGUGCUGGAACAAAUAGUGGGUCGUCAUCGAGUGAUGUUGAGUGUAUUGAGCUAGAUGAUGAUACGAGUGAACCGCCGCCGCCGAAGAAAAUGAGAGACGGUGACUCUAACGACUCUGAGAUCGCUAUCAUAACCGUAAGUGCUCUUCUUAGAACUUUAUGGCCGAUUCUCUGUUCAUUUAUAAGUGAUCUGCAGGGAAGAGAAAAGGAGAAGCCGUCAUUGAUCGGAGAAAAACCUAAGGAAAAGGAACCAGAACUCACUAGUCCUGGAGCGUUGUUGAAUAAACUUGAGGAAUACGUCGCCGAUGCUAUUAAUAACAAGAGGAAUAUUGAUAGGAAGGUUCUUGAUGCACUUUUGGGUGGCAUAAAUGUUCAAGUACAAAAAGAGCCAUUGAGUGUGCGCAAAUUGAUUCUUGACAAGCAACUCGUACUGCCUAAUACUAUAUCAUUCCCUCCAAGUUUGACAGUAGAUAUGCUUAUUGAACACGAUCCAGACCACCCGCUUUCAAAGGUGAUUACAAGGAUGUUUGGCGAAGAACGGCCAAAGUUGAAUGAAGCGGAGAAGAAAGAACGCCAAAGUUUAAAGCUCCAUAAUAAUGUUCCACAUAUGACGAAGUUACUUCUGGACAUUGGUCAGGACUUAGUUCAGGAAUCGACAUAUUGUGAUAUAGUGCAUGCCCGGAAUCUUCCAGAGACUCCGAAAAACAUUGAAACGUAUAAACAGGUUGCUGCUCAGCUAAAGCCAGUGUGGGAAGCGCUCCGAAAAAGAAAUGAGCCUUACAAGCUGAAGUUGUUGACAUGUCAAGUUUGUGGGUUUAAGACUGAGUCACGGAUGAUAUUACAAGCUCAUCGCUCCACUGUGCAUUAUAAAAAUGGGAAAUACCAGUGUGCUAUGUGUCCAGAAUUUGACUCUAACGAGAAACGGUUGAUUAACCACUACCUUGCAUCGCAUUUCGUGGUAGCAACUAAAGAUGAACCUCAAGCGAAGUAUCCAUGCCUUAUCUGCGAUGAAGAUUUCCAGUAUAAAGGUCUGAGGGACACCCAUUUGCGUACGUGCAAAAAGGAUUACAGUAGAGUUCGAAAUAUUAUGGGACCGAAGGGGUGUGAUGAUCAAUUAAUGAUCAAUCAAUGGCUUUGGGAGCGACCACCCGUUGAUCCUACGAUUUUGCAACAACAGCAAGCUGCCCAACAACAGCAGAAGCGAAACCAAUUAGCUCAAGCUCAACAAGCUGUGGCUCAAGCGGCACUACGUCGUACAGCUGCGGUUCGAGACGCCCAGCAAAGUGCGCUUCAGCAGCAGCUACUUCAGCAGCAGCAACGCAUGCGACAGGCUGCUGCAAUGAUGCAGCAACGGAACAUGAUCGGUCAAAAUAGUAACAGCCUUAUCGCAGCUAUGCAGCAGCACAUUCAGCGAGCCAGUCAGCAACGUGUCUCGACAUCAGCUGCGGCUACAGUUGGUUCCUUAGCUGCAGCCACUGCUCUUUAUCAAAAAAACCUUGCAGCAAGCCGUAAUGCAUUACUAGCUAACACGUCUGCCCUUCGGAAAGGGUCCACGUUAAAUACAGCGGCAAUGCAGAAGGCGCUUGCCAUUGCAAAUGGAGGUCUGCCUGCUGCUGUGGCAUCAGGAGCUGCAACUUCGACAGGUGCAUCCUCUGCUUUGGGUAAUUCUACCAAUGCUGGUAAUGGACCUGGAAUAUGUGAAAUUUGUGACCAGAAUAUGAUGGUCCACAAGCAUCUUCGCGACAAGACGUUAGACGAUGUUAAACUUGGAGCUCCUUUAGCAUGUAGCAGAUGUCGUGAACGAUUCUGGACAUAUGAAGGACUUGAACGUCACCUGGUCAUGGCUCAUGGUUUAGUGACGGCUGAUUUGUUAACAAAAGCGCAGAACAAGCUCGAUGGUGGUCGAUGUAAAAUCUGCGCCAAGGGCAAGGAGGCUGGUGGGAAGUCAACAGAAGAUGACUGUAUCACGUUGGAAUAA
Molecule: messenger RNA, 2181 nt
Organism: Angiostrongylus costaricensis
Lineage: Eukaryota; Metazoa; Nematoda; Chromadorea; Rhabditida; Metastrongylidae
Source: the annotation of a GenBank genome assembly